AUGCUGCAAUACCUGAAGUGCAUGGUGCUGACCUGCCUUGCCUCUUAUCCCUUCGUGGCCGUCUUCAUCCAAGAAAGACGCAGCUCUGACUACAUGGCAUGCAGCAAGGAGGAAGCAUGCUGCUUUAUCAGGUAUUUUGGCACUUCUGAUCUGCCAGCAACCACUGCUGCUAACAUUGAACUGAGCUCUGCCAUCAUUGCAACCCCAGCCUUUCGAGGCCUUCAAUGGCUGCCUAUGUACGUGUCAGUCCGGAAUGGUGAGGACUUUCGUGCAGCUGCUCCACAAGUUUCAUUUGCCAAUUCAAUUCCAUUGCUAUAUGCCUGUCUUCCUGCGGCAUUUUCCUUCCCACUCGCCACAUCAGUGAGCCUUCCCAGCAACCGAAACGCAACAGACGCCUUUUGCGAGCAUCCCGCUACGCGUGAGGGAAUUCGCGAUCAUCUCAAAGUCAGUGUUUCUAGGCACUUAAGCCUAGCUUGCAUUGCCUCGUGGACCCUACUGAAGGUUGUUCAUGACUGGGCCUUGCUAUAUGGAGUGGAGGAAAGAGUGACUCUGAAAGUUGGGAUUGCAUCCUGGGCAUUUCAAUCCGCAGCUUGUAUCAGUGCCUUCUUGUGGGCUGCCGGUGCCUGUGAGGUGUUUGUCUCAACAAGCACUUCUGGCCCUGCAUGCUACUAUCAACUGCCGAAUGCUGCUGUUCUUCUGACCUUUGUUCCGGCAUGCCUCCUGCUCUACGCAACGCAUAGCAAGCUGAUCAGUCUGAUGCUCUCGGUUUUUCAUGGUGACUACCUGUACGCGGUCACAUAUGACGUUCCAUUCAGGAUAGUUCAUGCUACUGCUCCUUCGCAUCCAACGGGCUCUUUGCUGACAGUAGGCUUACAUGGUGAUGACGGUCUUCCUGAGGCUCCUCCGCCACAACUCUCUUGUGAACAAAAGUGCGAACUCUAUCACCUGCUACGGACGGGGCGAGCUGUGUGGAUAUUUCUACAGCAUACUAUCAUUGCCACAGUUGCCAGUGGUCCGUUAUUUCGUAAGCUCAUGAGCGUUUCUGUGGAACAAGAAUGGUCUUUUCAUGUGAUGGGCGCAGCAAAAUGCUUCACCGUCCUUGCAGCCAUUGCUCCACUUGCCCUGUGCCUUCGCUUCUCCUACUCAGCAAACUUCUGGCGUCGUGCAGUUGCCCAGGGAGCACUCUGCGAUAUCCUUCGUGACAUGUCCCCGCUUUCCGACCUUUUUUGGUACCUUGGCAUGUGGCUGUGCGGGGUAGCUUCCACACUGCACGUGGCUCCACAGUUCUGGCAUGAUGGAGCCGACAUUCUGCAGGAAAGCUGGAUAUGGUCCUUUCACGGGAUUGCAGCUUUUGUGUUUGCCGUGCUCUUUCUGGAUUUUAUGGAUCGUAAAGUGCGCCUGCUUGGCGGCGUAUAUGACACCACAUGGCACAUCAGUGAAGUGUCCUGGGACAUGCUUGUGAACGACUUUCCUGAGUGGCAAGUCCAGAAAUUUCAACGAGCAGAUUAUGAUGUCUUAAUGCCAGCAGGUGACACAUCAGAUGAAGCCGAGAACGCCAGCAGCACCACCAGGGCUCCUGCUGUUAACUUGCUGGACUGUUGGAGCGCCUGA
Messenger RNA from Symbiodinium pilosum, 1611 nucleotides. The record is from the annotation of a GenBank genome assembly. NCBI's taxonomy places the organism in Eukaryota, Dinophyceae, Suessiales, Symbiodiniaceae.